This is a messenger RNA of Hemibagrus wyckioides, 1389 nucleotides long. RefSeq names its product glia maturation factor, beta (gene gmfb). NCBI's taxonomy places the organism in Eukaryota, Metazoa, Chordata, Actinopteri, Siluriformes, Bagridae. Gene Ontology annotation, cellular component: actin cortical patch. The transcript is spliced from 7 exons. Gene Ontology annotation, biological process: negative regulation of Arp2/3 complex-mediated actin nucleation; actin filament debranching. Gene Ontology annotation, molecular function: Arp2/3 complex binding; actin binding. The coding region runs from base 118 to 546 and encodes 142 amino acids. The record is from RefSeq and is a predicted model, not a curated record.
GUCACGUGCGCGGGGGGGGGCGUGCUCUGUGAUUGGCUGGAAUGGAGUCACGAGACUGGGAAGGGAAGAGGAGAGAAACAGAUUGAGUAUCGCUGUGUGAGUCUGCGGUCCGGCAAAAUGAGUGAGUCUUUAGUUGUGUGUGAGGUGGAUGGAGACCUAGUGAAGAAGCUGAGGGAUUUCCGCUUCAGGAAAGAGACCAGCAACGCCGCCAUCAUCAUGAAGAUUGAUAAAGAUCGACAGCUGGUGGUCUUGGAUGAGGAAUAUGAAGACAUUUCUCCUGAUGAGCUGAAGGACGAAUUGCCGGAGAGACAGCCUAGAUUUGUAGUGUACAGUUAUAAAUAUCAACAUGAUGAUGGACGAGUGUCGUAUCCCCUCUGCUUUAUUUUCUCCAGCCCAGUCGGCUGUAAACCCGAGCAGCAGAUGAUGUAUGCUGGAAGCAAAAACAAACUGGUGCAGACGGUGGAACUCACCAAGGUGUUUGAGAUCAGGAACACAGAGGAUCUGACAGAGGAGUGGCUGAGGGAGAAACUCGGCUUCUUCCGUUAAACUAAUCGUCCAAUCACAGCAACACAACGCUAUGUGACGCCUCAAAGAGGAAACCAUCAUCCAUUUAACACUAACCUUUGUGUGUGUGUGUGUGUGUGUGUGUGUGUGUGUGUGUGUGUGUGUGUGUGUGUUUAAAGAAUGCUACACAGAUAACAGAAGCUGACUCUGACCAGACAUCCACAUGUCACAGUAACGCUGUUAUAAUUUCAUAAAUCUUUCAUUUGUAAAAAAAAUAAUAAUAAUAAUAAUAAUUUUGUUGGGGAAAAGUUUUAGGAAAAUUAAACCCGGCGUCCAGACUUAAACAGAGUGGUCAACAAACACACACACACUGGUGUAGGUGUGUUAGUCACACGUCUCUCAACAUCACUAACCACACUGAAGACCUAGGGCUGUGUCCCAAACAUCAGUGUUUACUAAACUAGUGGUCAUUACCCUCACAGACCCCUGACCUGCACACUGACACACACCCAAAUCAGCUCCGGAGUCUCUGCUGACAGGGCAGUGCACUCUGGGUAAAACAAGCACACAAUACACACCGUGUGUACUCCCAACAGCAGCUAACAAACAUCGAGUAAGAAUGCUUCAGUUUGGGACACAGCCAAAAUGGCCGACAGUGUAGUAAGAACACUAAGUAGUGGUGAUUGCUGGCAUUUGGAACAGAGCCUCUGGUAGAUUUCCACUCAGUAAAAAAAAAAAGUGUGUGUGCGUGAAUGCUUUCAGCCAAUCAGAACACACGAUUCUGCUCUACAUUAUGGACACUUAACACGAGUGAACAUCUGAGAUGUUAGGGAUUAGUCAACGUCUCAGAAAUAAGGACACUAAAAACGCUGGGAAACACUUGAG